UGUCACCAGGAGCCGGCUGCGCUGCGGUUGUUGUGUACAGUUUAAAGAUCUCCAGGGGACCUGGCGAGAUCCCGCAGGCAGCGAAAGCAGCAGGGCAGAGCUGGGCUGGCCCUCCUGAGCACAGCCCAGUCAGCUGGAGAGAGAGGCAGAGCUCCCCGAAGGGAGCAGGAAUGCUGCACCCCAGCCCUUCGUGGCUCUGUAGCCUCCAGGGGGGCGGAGAGGACAAAAGGCCCUGAGCCCGUGGAUGGGAAAGGGGCAGGCAGGGCUGGCGGUCCCCCCCGCCCCUUUGUCUCUGGGAGGAUUAGCCUAAGUCUCAGGUUGUUUAGGAAACAGCUGAUGUAAGUGACAGGGCUGUGGAGGGGGAAGUGGCGGUUGCGGGGCCGGAGAGCCAUGUCUGUGCCAGCUGCUGGCCCGCCCCUCUAGCCCCUCUGUGCACCUGCCAGGAUCAUGAAGGAGGUGAAGGAGUCCAGAGACCAGCAACUCACGGUGGCCCUUCGGAUCCGGCCGAUCAGCAUGGUGGAGCUGGAGGAAGGAGCUACUCUCAUAGCUCAUAAAGUGGAUGAACAGGUGGUGGUGCUCAUGGACCCCAUGGAGGACCCCGAGGACAUCCUGCGAGCCAACCGCUCCCGCGAGAAAUCCUACGUCUUCGACGUGGCCUUCGACUUCACGGCAACUCAGGAGAUGGUCUAUCGCGCCACCACCAAGGGCCUGAUCGAAGGCGUCAUCUCCGGGUACAACGCCACCGUCUUCGCCUACGGCCCCACCGGCUGUGGGAAGACAUACACCAUGCUGGGCACAGACCACGAGCCCGGCAUCUACGCACGCACCCUCCACGACCUGUUCAGAGCCAUUGAGGAGACCAGCGACGACAUGGAGUACGAGGUGUCCAUGUCCUACCUCGAGAUCUACAACGAGAUGAUCCGGGACCUGCUCAACCCGUCGCUGGGCUUCCUGGAGCUGCGGGAGGACGCCAAGGGAGUGAUCCAGGUGGCGGGGAUCACAGAAGUCUCCACCAUCAACGCCAAGGAGGUCAUGCAGCUGCUGCUGAAGGGGAACAAGCAGCGGAUGCAGGAGCCCACGGCCGCUAACCAGACGUCGUCGCGGUCCCAUGCCGUGCUGCAGGUCACCGUCCGCCAGAAGAGCCGCAUCAAGAACAUCAUGCAGGAGGUGCGGGUGGGGCGGCUCUUCAUGAUCGACCUGGCUGGCUCCGAGAGGGCGUCUCAGACCCAGAACCGCGGGCAGAGGAUGAAGGAGGGAGCCCACAUCAACCGCUCGCUGCUGGCGCUGGGGAACUGCAUCAACGCCCUGAGCGACAAGGGGGCCCCCAAGUACGUCAACUACCGCGACAGCAAGCUCACCCGCCUCCUGAAGGACUCCCUCGGGGGCAACAGCCGCACGGUCAUGAUCGCGCACAUCAGCCCGGCCAGCAGUGCAUUUGAGGAGUCCCGCAGCACCCUCACCUACGCCGACCGCGCCAAGAGCAUCAAAACCACGGUGAAGCGGAACCUGCUCAAUGUCUCGUACCACAUUGCCCAGUACACCAGCAUCAUCUCGGACCUGCGCAGCGAGAUCCAGCGCCUCAAGUGUAAGAUCGACUCGCAGGGGCCGCGCCCGGCCCGGGGCGACAUCCGCCACAUCCAAGCCGAGGUGCAGCUCCACAGCUCCCUCUGCGACCGGCAGGAGAUGGACCAGCUGCGGGAACAGCUGAUCGGCGCCUUCCAGGAGCAGAUGGACGUGCGGCGCCAGCUGAUGGAGCUGGAGAACAGCUCCAUGGAGCUCCAGAUGGAGAGCACCCGGCACCUGCUGACCAUUGCAGACUGGGACCAGGAGAAGAGGCGCCGCGCCCAGAAGUGCAGGGAGGAGCUGAGGAAGGACGAGAGCGAGAAGGAUUCGGACACCGGGGACGAGCAGCCAGACGCGCCGGAGCCGCAGGACGUGAUCUCGGCCAGGGAGAACAUCGCCGCUCUCAUGGGGGAGCAGAAGAAACUGCGCAAGCAAAAGGCGGAGCUGGAAAAGCGGUUCAAGGAGAUCCGCCAGCGGGGGCGGCGGCUGGAGGAGGUGCUGCCGCGGCGGAUCAGCUCGGAGGAGCAGCGCGAGGUGCUGAGUCUGCUCUGCAAGGUGCACGAGCUGGAGCUGGAGAACACGGAGAUGCAGUCCAGCGCCCUGCUCAAGGACAACGUCAUCCGCCACAAGAACUACGUGGUGCGGCGCUUCGAGCAGCACCGCAGCCUCUGCGACCGCAUCAUCCAGCAGCAGAGGCAGAUCAUCCGCGAAUAUCACCUCUCGGUCCCGCACCACCUGGAGGAGCUGUAUGAGAUCUACCUGCGGGAGCUGGAGGAGGGCAGCCUGGACCGGGUCGCCAGCCUGGACCGCGUGGCCGCCAAAGCCCUGAAGGACACGUCUCUGCCCAAGAUCCCCCAGCUCCCGGCUGCAGAGAGCGCCCUGGACUCCGACCAGGAGAGCGUGAGGACGCUGGGCUCGGAGCACCAGCUGCUGCUGCAGCGCGACUCCCGCAGGCACGCCCUGCCACCCCUCGUGCCGGACGCAGAGAGCGACCCGGCCCAGGUGUUCAGGACCAGCCCUCGGGUGCGGCAGAUCAAGAGUUCGGCUGUGCUGACCCCGCCCCCGAUCCACGUGAACGGCAUGGUGACCCAAGAGGCAGCGGCCAGACGCGCUCACCUCCCGUCUCUCCCCCAGUACCUGCACCAGGGGAGCCUGGCCUGCCUGGAGAGCCACCCCAACUCCUCCCCGGACAGCAGCGAGAACUGCUCGGAUGUCGCCCUGACGCGCAGAGAGCGCAGGGAGAUCCUGAGCAGCACCAAGAGCAUUGCGGUGAAGGCUGCCCGGCGCCGCUCCCGGGUCCUGGAGUCCGACCGGCUGCACCUGCUGGAGCCCAUGAAGGAGCGGAGCAGCCUGUCGCUGCACUCCCUGAGCGAGAGCGAAGACCCCCUCUCCCCGGAGACCCCUGCGCCCCGGCGCCCGCCCUGCCCCGGCCUGCAGCAUGCCGCCAGCGAGGACAACCUGUCCAGCAGCACCGGGGAGACGGCCUCGCGGGCCGAGGGCCUCCGCCCCAGCCACUCCCCCGGGCCCUGGCUCCGGGGGCACAAGAAGGGCGGCAAGAAGCUGGGGAAGAGGGAGGAGUCGCUGGACGGCAAAAGGCGGAAGCGACGGUCCAGGUCCUUCGAGGUCACCGGCCACGGGCUCCCAGGACCGAAGCCCAACGUAACUCGGUGCCGCCCUCUCGAGAGCAACUCUGAGCACAGGAUGCCAGCGGGGGGGCCGCCGGCGCCGCACCCCCGGGCGCCUGGCAAAGCCAAAGGGAGGCUCCCGCAGAGCCAGCAUGCAGGUCCAGGGGACCCGGCGUCUCUCCCGCUCCCCCUCCCUCAGCUCGGCAGCUUGAAGAAAGGCCCCCGCCUGAGCUACAUCACGCUGAACGGCACCAACGCUUACGCCAAGGACGGCAGGAGCCGGCGCUACUGACGGGCUGAGAGGAGACAGCCCCGGACUGGGAGGGCCUGGGCCUGGGGUACAUGCCCAGCUGCUGCAGGGCUGGUGGGGCGAGCAGGGCGCGGGGGAGGGGGCUCCUCUGGGCAGAGCCGGCAGCAGGAAAGGGGUUUACCAACAUAGUUCUCAUGGACGGACGAUUCUCUCCCUCCUCCCGGCUGCCCCGCAGCCCUGGCUGCUGGAGUCUGUCCCUUCCGCAGCCGUCUGGACUCGUUCUCUCUACCCCUCCGCCCGGGAAGCGCUCAGACCGCCGCGUCCCCCUUGCCGAGGGUUACGGGGAGCUGAAGAGUGGCUCGGCUGGUGGCCAGCCGCCUGUUCCCAGCAGGUCGCUCUGUUCACAGCCCCACGCCUCAGCUGCCGUGGGGCAGGUGGGGGCAAUGGCGCGCCAGGCAUCCCGCAGGGUGGACGGACACCAAGCACCCAUGCAGUUCAAGCCCCGUGGUUUGCUGCCCUGUGCCUUCCCUCUGGACUGCUGGUCUCGCCCACCCCUCCCACUGGCCUCUGGGCAUGGGCUGGGCUUGGGGUGCCACGCUCCCUACGCACCCCAGAGCUUCCUGUGACCGCUGCCACCCAUCUACCCCUGCCUGCUACCCCACCGUGCCGGCUGCACUGCGCCCAGGGCUCUGCCCCACGGGUGCCCCGCACGGCCGGUCAGUGCUGCAGCUCCCUGACGCCCUGCCUGCACCGCUGGCCUCGGGCUUCCAGCCCCCCAUGUCACUCCCUUGCUCCCCAGGGCUGCAGAUCCCAGUCCCUGGAGGGUCUCGCAGUGCUCAGCAGCACCCCCGGCUGGCAGAAUAACAGCAGGACUGGCCUGCUGCAAAGGGGAGUGUGGCUGGAAAGCUGGUGGCCAUGAAUCCGGCAGGGGGCACCCCCGGCCCUCCCUUAUUGAACCCACGGUGCGUGUGCCCAUCAGUGGGGAGUUCAGGGCCCCCCGGUUCUGCUCCCCCAGGGCCAGCUGUGGCUGAGGAUUGUCUGCGAGUGUCUUGGGGGGGAGGGCAGGGAGUGCCCCCAAAGUGGUCUCCGGCCCUCCCAGCUCCUGGGCUGAGGGGAGGCAGGGAGGGGAUCUCCCUGGCGUGGCCAACAGGCAGGAGGCGUGUGGACCCUGGUGCUGGCUUGGUUACGCUGUAAAUAAAUCGUGUUGCCAAACUCUUCACCUGGCCGGGGCCCGAUCCUGCCCUAACACGGCCAACGGGACCUGCAGCGCUCAGGAUCAGGCCCUUGUGUUGCAGCUGGGGUGGCACUGGAUUGCAGCCAGGCCUGAGAGCCUGCAGGGGCUUGGGGCAGGGGGCUCACUGCUGGGCGCAAUUCAGGGGCUCUCAGCGCUUGGGUCUGGCCCAUUGGCUGUGGGGCUGCUGGGGCCGCCCUGGUCUCUGGGGGUAUGUCUAGAGACUCCAAACCUGGGGUUUUUACCUGGCAACGUUGUUUUUUAUUCCUCUUGUUAAGGCUAAAUUAAAAGUGAUUUGUUGAGAUUCUA
Messenger RNA from Trachemys scripta elegans, 4978 nucleotides. It is a transcript of the gene KIF19, whose product is annotated as kinesin family member 19. Lineage: Eukaryota; Metazoa; Chordata; Testudines; Emydidae. The record is from RefSeq and is a predicted model, not a curated record. The coding region runs from base 448 to 3480 and encodes 1010 amino acids. The transcript has 20 exons. Gene Ontology annotation, biological process: microtubule-based movement. Gene Ontology annotation, molecular function: microtubule binding; microtubule motor activity; ATP binding.